AUGAAGUCCACUUUCGCUUUUACAGCCCUCGUCACUACUGCCCUCGCAGGACCCUACUGCGCUGCACCCCCAGCUACACCCCCAGCUGCCUCUUCUACACCAACACCCACGCCCGAUCCGUCAGGCCCAUCCUACUUCGGCGUCAUCUCCGCCCGCAGCGCUUCGCCCAUCCACCUGCAAGCACUCACUGCGCGCGGAGGCAAGUUCUACCUCGGCGGCCCAGGCCCGUCAUCCUACUGCCCCGUCGCUCAGGUCGGCGACGCCUGCCCCGCAGGCAACACUACGGUCCUCGCAGGCGGCGAUAAAACGCUGGCCCUGGGUGUCAUUGUGCCGGGUGGCCAACAGGUGUAUGUGGCACCUGAUGGGAGCUUGAGCUACACGGGUGCGCACUCGGCGUACAUCCCCACUGGUUCGAUUGUCGAUCAGUUCAGUCGCCAGGCGCCGGCGGCCGGCCAGCAGUUCGGGUAUCUCAAUUUCGAGACGGGCUUUGUAGCUUGCCCUGCUGGCGAGGGAGAGGGAUAUAAGGUCUUUGGUCAGGUGCAGGGUGGUACCUAUGGACCUGAUUGCUUGGGAUUCAAUGCGCUUGCUGUUGCGACUGAUAAGCCUGGUGCGUGGCAGUACUAG
Messenger RNA from Cucurbitaria berberidis CBS 394.84, 624 nucleotides. RefSeq lists its product as uncharacterized. Lineage: Eukaryota; Fungi; Ascomycota; Dothideomycetes; Pleosporales; Cucurbitariaceae. Bases 1 to 624 code for a protein of 207 amino acids. The transcript has a single exon. The record is from RefSeq and is a predicted model, not a curated record.